Molecule: messenger RNA, 3972 nt
Organism: Seriola dumerili (greater amberjack)
Lineage: Eukaryota; Metazoa; Chordata; Actinopteri; Carangiformes; Carangidae
Gene: rhbdf1b
Product: inactive rhomboid protein 1-like
Exons: 20
Coding region: 282-2993 (903 amino acids)
Biological process (GO): regulation of protein secretion; regulation of epidermal growth factor receptor signaling pathway
Cellular component (GO): endoplasmic reticulum membrane
Molecular function (GO): serine-type endopeptidase activity
Source: RefSeq, a predicted model, not a curated record
AGGGACAGACAGAGGACCCCCGGUGUGCUUCAUACAGAAACCGAGGUUUCACUUCACUGAUAUCGCACAUCUUUUAUGUCACGUGAACACCGCCCUCGUUCACAUCUGGAGAUCGCGCUUGAUAGUGAAACUACUCUUCCUCGUGUCCGCGUGAUGUGUGGCAGGGAUAACUUAUGAAGUGACCGGCGUUAGCAUCUCACCGGUGGAGCCGUCGGUGCUGGACUGGGCUACGGGAACCGGACUCAGUUUGAAGCUGGCAGGAGUAGGGAGAGGCAGCGAGCAUGGAUGAACCGGGCAGCAGGAACAGCAGUCUGCAGAGGAAGAAGCCACCAUGGCUCAAACUGGACAUCCCCACCAUCCAGCUGACGCCGGACGACUCGCCCACACACACCCAGCCAGUAAAGCGCCUGCGCAGCGUCAGCAUGCCAGGGGAAAACCCUCAGACCUGCAUCGCUGCCAUGGAAACUUCAAACAACUACCUCAGACCUCCUCUGGAGAGACUGCCCUCCAUCACACAGUCUAUCAAGAGUGAGAAAAGGGUGCGCUUUGAGCGCGUCAACACAGUUCCCCCAAAGGGCCAGAGGAGCCCCAGGAGGGUGUCGACUGUUCGGAGGCGGUCCUGCAUCCCCAAAAUACUGACGCGACGACGCUCAUCUAUACCCAAACAGAUCAUCAGAGGUACGGCCGACUGGUUCGGGGUGAGCAAGGACAGCGACAGCACCCAGCGAUGGAGGAGGAAGAGCCUGCAGCACUGCAGCCAUCUGUAUGGGGGUCUGAAGGCUCAGGUGAUGAGGGAAAUGGAGCUCCACAGCCAGGACAACCUUUCCCUGGCCAGCACUGAGACCCCUCCUCCCCUCUACCUCCCACCCCACCACCCCAGUCACCACCAUUAUGGCAUGCAGAGGAUCGUAGACCCACUGGCCCGGGGUCGUGCCUUCCGCAUGGUGGAAGAUGUAGACGGCUUCAGUGUCCCGCAAACUCCCAUCACACCCGGCACCGCCUCCCUCUGCUCCUUUUCAAGCUCCCGCUCCGCCCUCAACCGGUUGCCGCGACGACGCAAGCGGGAGUCUGUUGCUGUCAUGAGUCUCAAGGCAGCAGCCGCACUUAUGAAGGGCCGGACGUUGGGUGAUAGCACCGCAGGGCGACAUCGUAGACGGAGUUUCAUGCCUCCUAGUUUCUUCGAAGACGACACUGUAGACUUUCCUGAUGAUCUGGACACUUCCUUCUUCACCAGAGAGGGCCUGCACGAUGAGCUGUCCACCUAUGCCGAUGAUGUUUUUGAGACACCGUCGGAGGCGGCCCUCAAACAGCUGGAUGAGAGCGAGCUCACAGGAAGUGCGCUGGAUAGGAAUGAACUGGAGAGGAGUCACCUCAUGUUGCCUUUAGAGCGAGGAUGGCGGAAGACAAAAGAUGGCUGUCUGGUGCAACCUAAAGUUCGUCUGAAACAGGAGGUGGUGAGUGUCAACAACCAUCAGCAGCGGGGACAAAGGAUCGUGGUUCCCGUUAAGAAGCUGUUUGCCCGAGAGAAGAGGCCGUAUGGGCUCGGCAUGGUCGGCCGUCUCACAAACCGGACGUACCGCAAGCGCAUUGACAGCUUUGUCAAGAGGCAGAUUGAGGACAUGGAUGAUCACAGGCCUUUCUUUACCUACUGGAUCACAUUUGUCCAUUUGCUCAUCACUAUUCUGGCUGUGGCUAUCUACGGCAUCGCCCCUGUGGGCUUCACACAACACGAAACUGUCGAUUCUGUGCUGAGGAACAAAGGAGUUUAUGAAAAUGUUAAGUUUGUGCAACAACAAAACUUCUGGGUGGGUCCGAGCUCGGAGGCACUGAUCCACCUGGGAGCCAAGUUUUCCCCCUGCAUGCGACAAGACGAAGAGAUCCAGAAACUGAUCCAGGAGAAGAGAGCGAGAGAGAGAGAGUCCGGCUGCUGCGUGAGGAACGAUCGCUCCGGCUGCCUGCAGACUUUACAAGAGGAGUGUUCGAGCACCCUGGCAGUGUGGGUGAAGUGGCCUCAGCACCCCAGUGCUCCCCAUCUGAACGGUGAACUACGCCAGCAUGGUUCAGUCUGCCAUCAGGACCCCAGAAUUUGCCUGGAGCCGGCCUCGGUUUCACCUCACGAGUGGCCUGAUGACAUCACCAAGUGGCCAGUUUGUACAAGGUACAACUCUGGGAAUCACACCAACCUCCCCCACAUAGACUGCACCAUCACAGGCCGGCCCUGCUGCAUUGGAACCAAAGGACGGUGUGAAAUCACCUCUAGAGAAUACUGUGACUUUAUGCACGGCUACUUCCAUGAGGAGGCUACUCUCUGCUCACAGGUGGCUUGUAUGGAUGAUGUGUGUGGUUUGCUGCCUUUUCUCAAUCCAGAGAUCCCAGACCAGUUCUCCAGACUGUGGCUGUCACUCUUUCUUCAUGCUGGGAUCCUGCACUGCCUGGUGUCAGUGUUGUUCCAGAUGACGGUGCUAAGGGACAUAGAGAAGCUGGCCGGCUGGCUGAGAAUCUCCAUCAUCUACAUGCUGAGCGGCAUCACUGGCAACUUGGCCUCAGCCAUCUUCCUGCCCUACAGAGCGGAGGUGGGUCCUGCAGGCAGCCAGUUCGGUAUCCUGGCCUGUCUGUUUGUGGAGCUGUUUCAGAGCUGGCAGAUCCUCGAGCGACCGUGGUGGGCGUUUGCCAAGCUGCUGGCCAUCUCAGUCUUCUUCUUCUCCUUUGGUUUGCUUCCAUGGAUUGACAACUUUGCCCACAUCUGCGGAUUCAUAUCUGGAUUCUUCCUGUCCUUUGCCUUCCUGCCGUACAUCAGUUUCGGGCGUUCUGAUAUGUACCGUAAGCGGGUCCAGAUCUGUGUCUUCCUGCUGGUCUUCCUGGGUCUGCUCUCCGCCCUGGCUGUUCUCUUCUACGUCUACCCCGUGAAGUGCGAGUGGUGUGAGUACCUCACCUGCAUCCCCAUCACUGACAAGUUCUGUGAGAAGUAUGACCUGAACGCGCACCUCCUCUGAACGUCGGCCUUCGAAGUGUCAGCUGGACUGUCUCUGGGAGUGCACUGAAGUUGGACCGGGUUGCAACAUUUCUAAAAUGUUGGAUGUUGAGGCAACUGAAAAAAAAAAAAAAAAUGCACAUUUAGCCGCAGUGCAACUUGUGACUGAGCAGGAACAUUUCUCCUGGAACAACGGCUACAGCGUUUCAGGAUUUUUCAUGUGGACCGGUGAAUUUCAAACUUGUUUGUUGUACCGUUUGGAAAGGAACAACAGACCCACUAUGAAUAAAGGCAUGAAAGCCUCCAGGCAUCUGACUAAAAAUAUUCACGUGCACGGGAACAAAACUUGACUGAAAAGGACUAACAAUUGAUUUAUAUGUGUGACUGAUCUCUAGCUGGGCUAAUCAGUGACCAGUCACACUGGAGGAUUAGUUACCUCUCUUCUUACGUGACUUGACAGCAUCCCCCAGUGGCCAAAGGGGAGCGUUACAACCUAACAAGGCUGCAGAGGACGAGCUGAGGCUUUUUUUUUUUUUUUUUUUACUGAUGUCCAAACAGUUUUGUCCAUUUACUGGAUAUUCUUAGAGUUAAAACUCGCCAACAAAUGAGACUCUAAAAUGCUUAAAUGUGCCUUACAGACACACAAACACGCCCACGCACACGAUGUCUUUUUAGUGCCAUGUGUCAGUUUGUGUCAGCAGUUUCUGGCAUUAUGGGUCGUGUUCCUUAACCUUUGUAGAAACUGUAUUUCACAAUCUGACAAAAUCAUGUAAAAUAUGUUUUUACACAGCCUUUAAUGCACUUCUUUCACAGAUGGAUUGUUUGUUUGUUUGUUUUUUAUAUUCACCCUGUGUUCCAUGUAAAGAACACAGUUAUACAUUAAUCUGCUGCAUUGUGAAUCGCUGUUACGGAGGUGAAUUUUUGUGUUUUUCCGUUUGUUUGUUUUUUAUUCAUAGUGGUCGCGUUUUAGCUACCUAACAAUAAACACAACGAAACACUCA